UACAUUCCCGCCGUUCAUCACCGGACUUGUCCAACUGUUCUGUACCCUGUACAUACACUCUCACAACACUCUUCGCUAUAUCUAUCAUGUCUGGCAAAGUCGGCGGAAAAGCCAAGUCUGGUGGCAAAGCCUCUGGUGAAUCCUCGUCCAAGUCCCAAUCCCGCUCAGCCAAAGCUGGCCUUCAGUUCCCUGUCGGUCGUGUCCACCGUCUCUUGAAGAAGGGAAACUACGCACAGCGUGUUGGCGCCGGCGCACCUGUCUAUCUUGCAGCGGUACUAGAGUACCUUGCCGCUGAGAUCUUGGAACUCGCUGGUAAUGCAGCCCGGGACAACAAGAAACAGCGUAUCGUUCCUAGACAUUUGCAACUCGCCAUCCGAAACGACGAAGAGCUGAACAAGCUCCUUGGCGACGUUGUCAUCUCGCAGGGUGGUGUCGUUCCUUUCAUCAACCCCGAGCUAUUGCCCAGCAAAACUUCAAAGGGCAAGAAGGAGAGCCAGGAAGUUUAAUCUUAUUCGAUUUAGACUGCAUUAUUAUCGGUGUUGGGUAUCGGAUGUAUUUGUAUUUUUUUUAUAGUACUCGGUCUUCUAUAUCAUUUUCUUUCACUCUGGAAUCAUUUCGUUGAUUCUGGUCUCCUGGCACCGUCUGAUUUUCGCGGCAGCUUGUCACGUGCGCGUGUCUCGUCCGACUUUUACAAGUUCACCAGUUGAAUUUGGUUCAGUUGGCUGCGUUUUAGAAGUUUUUCGUCGUGUACCACCGCUGCAAAACUUCCUCAUUAAUUGGAUCACUUGAUUUUCACUCCUUACCCUCGUU
Molecule: messenger RNA, 810 nt
Organism: Suillus clintonianus
Lineage: Eukaryota; Fungi; Basidiomycota; Agaricomycetes; Boletales; Suillaceae
Product: histone-fold-containing protein
Exons: 3
Coding region: 87-506 (139 amino acids)
Cellular component (GO): nucleosome
Molecular function (GO): protein heterodimerization activity; structural constituent of chromatin; DNA binding
Source: RefSeq, a predicted model, not a curated record